This is a messenger RNA of Papaver somniferum (opium poppy), 1395 nucleotides long. RefSeq names its product (+)-neomenthol dehydrogenase-like. Gene Ontology annotation, molecular function: oxidoreductase activity, acting on the CH-OH group of donors, NAD or NADP as acceptor. NCBI's taxonomy places the organism in Eukaryota, Viridiplantae, Streptophyta, Magnoliopsida, Ranunculales, Papaveraceae. The record is from RefSeq and is a predicted model, not a curated record. Bases 156 to 1109 code for a protein of 317 amino acids. Gene Ontology annotation, cellular component: membrane. The transcript is spliced from 4 exons.
AUGAGCACAAAUUUAGUUUAUUAACAAAUGACAAAGAAAGAAAAAAUAAAUAUGGACGGGCAACUGUUUAAACUUUAAAAUGGGUAGCGGCAGUCGAUCUUCAAGACGCAUGUUAUUUAGCCGACUUUGCUCUGAGAUCAAAAUCCCACUCACAAAUGGGGAAAAAUCAAAAAGGGAGGGCAAAGGAGCGAAGAGAGAAGAGACGUGAAGAUAUUUUCGAGCAGAGAAAAAUCCCUUACACUGACCAGCAGAGGUGGUGGUGUUCAGAAACGUUAGCUGUAGUGACUGGGUCUAACAGAGGAAUUGGUUAUGAGAUUGCUAGACAAUUAGCUACUCAUGGUCUCCAUGUUAUUAUUACAUCAAGAGAUAUCGAUAGUGGCAAAGCUGCAGCUAAUACGUUACGGCGAGAACUUGAAGGAACUAAUGUUGAUGUACAUCAGCUGGACAUUCUGGAUCCUUCAUCAGUUACGAGUUUUGCUGAAUGGAUACACCAGACUUAUGGUGGCAUUGAUAUUUUGGUAAACAAUGCUGGUGUUAAUUACAACCUUGGGUCUGAUAACUCUGUUGAGCAUGCUGAGAAGGUUAUAGCAACAAACUACUAUGGCACCAAAAGGAUGAUUGAGGCUAUGAUUCCUCUGAUGAAAGCUUCUACUUUUGGUGCUCGUAUUGUGAAUGUGAGCUCCCGACUUGGUAGGCUGAAUGGGAGGAGAAAUAGAUUAGGAGAUGUCGCCUUACGGGAACUGCUAACCGAUGAGAGCACUCUCACUGAGGAAGUGAUUGACAGGACCAUGGCUAAAUUUCUUGAAGAAGUGAGAAUAGGGAGUUGGACUUCUGGGUCAUGGCCUCAAAUGUACACGGACUACUCCUUGUCAAAACUUGCCGUGAAUGCUUACACACGGUUGAUGGCCAAGGCACUCUCAAACCGUCUAGAUGGUCAAAAGAUCUACAUCAAUUGCUGUUGUCCUGGCUGGGUGAAGACUGCCAUGACAGGUUGGGCAGGAAAUAGUCCAGUUGACGAUGGUGCUGACACAGGGGUCUGGCUUGCGCUCUUUCCUGGCCAACCAGUCACAGGCAAGUUUUUUGCUGAAAGAAGAGAAAUAAACUACUGAAGUAUGAGUAAUCUGAGCAUCUGCAUGUCACUUCAAGCUUGUCAUGCUACUCGCAUUAGGCUAAAUUUGACAUCCCAAUCUAGCGAGUUGUUAUACUUGCUUGGAAUCAUUCAUUUAAGAAACUCAAGUUGGUAAUUGUUAUUGUUAUUGACAUCCCAAUCUAGUUAUACUUGCUUGGAUCUGACAUCCCAAUAAAGUUGGUAAUUGUUAUUGACAUCCCAAUUGUUAUUGUAUAAAGUUAUGAACAUUGUAAAUUUUAUCGUUUAAUGUAUAUCCAUGCCCGAUA